AGCCAACGGGUGCCAUCUCGACAUCGUUUGACACGACGUUGGCCAUCAUUACAGACGUCGUCAGCGAACAUUUCCCGUCGUGCUGACAACCAUGUCAUUCCGAACCAGUAUAUCCCGCACCUUCCGUACGCUUGCCACUGCCAUCGUCGUCGCCAUCGGUCGUCUCGACAAAUCCCUCUCCCCUUCAGACACAAUAAAUCGCCUCCGUUCUCACAAAUACACCUAUUCAGAUGCAAUAUAUAUCUUCCACCUCCUCCUUGCCUCGUUUUGGCUCACCAUCAUGGAAGUACCACCUUUCCCUUACAAACUCAUCAUCCCAAUCCUUUACUCCAUCGCUCUCCUCAUACCCUUUACCUGCCAAUUCUUCAUUCCCGCAACACCCAUCUUUGCUUGGGUCCUUUCCUUCUAUUCUAACCGUUUCAUCCCAUCCCCCUACCGUCCAUCUGUCCACGUCGCACUUCUCCCAACACUAGAAUCGGUUCUCUACGGCGCUAAUGUAUCAGACAUCCUCACCCGAUUUACACACCCUCUCCUCGACAUCAUCGCUUGGAUUCCCUACGGCGUCCUCCACUACACCCUCCCAUUCGUCGUCGCAUUCUUCAUCUGGCUCUUCCGAUACCCGCUUGUCCUCCGCACAUGGGCAAAAACCUUUGGUUAUAUGAAUCUCAUUGGCGUACUCACCCAAAUCAUACUGCCUUGCGCUGCACCAUGGUACGAGCUCAUAUAUGGUCUUACUCCAGCAUCGUAUGCGACCCCAGGCUCAGCAGGCGGCCUGGCACGCAUUGACGCCAUCUUCCACUCCAAUGGAUACCAAGCUACAUUUGCUUCCUCUCCUCUCGUGUUCGGUGCUUUCCCUUCCCUCCACGCGGCAUGGGCUACCCUCGAAGCACUCUUCCUCUCCCACUAUUUUCCCCACAUGUCGAAAGUAGUAUGGAUAUACGCCGGAGUUCUCUACUGGAGCACCAUGUACCUGACGCACCACUACCUCAUCGACGUCGUAGGCGGUGCGUGUUUAGCUGUUGCUGCGUUCUAUGGAUUUUUCCCUGAAGAGCUGAGGGAUAAACGUGCGGCUGUGGCGAGACCGUUUAGAGUGGGGAGAUCCAAGUAUGAAGUAUAUGAUCUCGAAGAAAGGAGAGGAAUAGUAGAGGAAUUUGAGGAGGAAUUCGCGAGUGAAGAGAGUACGAGGUCAGAGGAUGGGGAAGAGGAUGGGAUCACGUUCC
Molecule: messenger RNA, 1220 nt
Organism: Serpula lacrymans var. lacrymans S7.9
Lineage: Eukaryota; Fungi; Basidiomycota; Agaricomycetes; Boletales; Serpulaceae
Exons: 2
Biological process (GO): inositol phosphoceramide metabolic process; sphingolipid biosynthetic process
Cellular component (GO): inositol phosphoceramide synthase complex
Molecular function (GO): inositol phosphoceramide synthase activity
Source: RefSeq, a predicted model, not a curated record